GUCAUAACUGCUAGGAGAGGACAAGAGGACGCUGAAGGGGAGUGCUAGGAAGUGGGCGCCAUGGGCGAGGAGAAUGUGGAGCUGGGGAUGUCGGGGCGCAGGAUUCGGGCCUGGAUCCGAGGAAGAUCGCUCCGCCUCGCCGCUCAGAGGGAGGGGAAAGAUAAUGCCAUGGACCUGGCAGCGCUGCGGAAUGACCUGCCCACCACCUUGGACAACCUGUACCAGGACCACCUGGAGCAGGACCGAGCCCAGAGCCUGCCCAAUGGCCAUGCCUUCCCCACAGGCGAGCGGGACAAGGCCGGGCUGCUGGCCAGCAGCGACGUGAAGCGCUCACAGCCACUGGUCAUCCAAGUCAACAGGAAGUUGAAGGAGGAGGAGCCGCGAGCCUCGUCGCUGCCGUCCAUCCCCAACCCCUUCCCCGAGCUCUGCAGCCCCUCCAAGUCGCCCAUCCUCAGCAGCCCCUCGGCAGGGCAAGGCCCCCAGCGUGAAAGCGGCCCCCACGUGGUAAAAGUCUUCAGCGAAGAUGGCACCUGCCGCUCGCUGGAGGUCACGGCAGGCGCCACGGCCCGCCAUGUCUGCGAGAUGCUGGUGCAAAAGACUCACGCCCUCCACGAUGACAGCUGGUCCCUGGUGGAGCUCCAUCAGCAUUUGGCUCUAGAGCGGUGCCUGGAAGACCAUGAAUCGGUGGUGGAGGUCCAGGCCACCUGGCCCAUUGGGGGAGACAGCAGAUUUGUCUUCCGGAAAAACUUUGCCAAGUACGAGCUGUUUAAAAGCUCACCGCAGUCCCUGUUCCCCGAGGUGAUGGUCUCCAGCUGCUUGGAUGCCAACAAGGGCAUGUCCCACUCGGAGCUCAUCCAGAACUUCCUCAAUUCCGGCAGCUGUCCAGAGAUCCAGGGCUUCCUGCACCUGAAGGAGGUUGGGCGCAAGGUCUGGAAGAGGUUUUACUUCUCCCUCCGGCGCUCAGGGCUUUACUACUCCACAAAGGGCACAUCUAAGGACCCACGGCAUCUACAGUAUUUCGCUGACCUCAACGAGUCCAAUGUCUACUUCAUCACACAAGGGAAAAAGCACUAUGGCACGCCCACCGAGUUCAGCUUCUGCAUCAAACCCUACAAGGUGCGCAGCGGCAUGAAGGGCCUCAAGCUGUUCUGCAGUGAGGACGAGCAGAGCCGCACCUGCUGGAUGGCCGCCUUCCGCCUCUUUAAGUAUGGCGUGCAGCUCUACAGGAACUACCAGCAGUCCCAGUCCAGACGCAGCCAUCAGUCUUGGAUCAGCACCACACCCCUGAGGAGCAUGUCUGACAAUACCUUGGUGGCCAUGGAUUUCUCGGGGUGCACAGGCCGGGUGAUUGAGAACCCCAACGAGGCGCUGACGGUGGCCCUGGAAGAGGCUCAGUCAUGGAGGAAGAAGACAAGUCACCGCUACAGCCUGCCAACUCCCUGCCAGGGCUCCCCGCUCAGCACAGCCAUCCAUCGAACGCAGCCGUGGUUUCACGGGCGGAUCUCAAGGGAAGACACACAGCGAUUGAUAAUCCAGCAGGGAUUAGUGGAUGGGGUGUUCUUGUUGCGGGAAAGCCAGCGGAACCCCAAGGGGUACGUCCUGUCCUUGUGCCACCUACAGAAAGUCAAGCACUAUCUCAUCCUGCCAAGCGAGGAAGAGGGGCAGCUUUACUUCACCAUGGACGAUGGCCAGACACGCUUUGCCGAUCUCAUCCAGCUGGUGGAGUUUCACCAAAUCAACCGGGGCAUCCUGCCCUGCAAGCUCAGACAUUACUGCACCUGCAUUGCCUUGUGACAGGCCCCCGGUGGGUGUCAGGGCUCUGCGACGGGCCACAGCCAACGCACAGCGAGCAGGAUGAGGAUCAACUCAAAUUUCCGCCCCUCGCCCCACUUGGGCCAGGGCUGCGGUGGCCGCAGGGGAUGGUCUUGGCUCAUACUCCAUCCUCUGUUGCGGUGUCAGUCACCACUCAGCCCCGUCAAGUGAGCACCAGCCAGGUGAGAGGCCAGGAUGGCACCCCUGGUGCCCAAGAAGCCCGAAGGACCGAAAAUCACCAUUCCAAGUCCUCGCCCCUGUGCUUCCACCAGCUCAUGGCCUCGUCUCACUGCUGCCCCUCCCCCUGUGCCCCCGCUCCCGUCUCUUUCUGCCCCCAUAUCCUUCCGCUCUGAUCUUUCUCUGCCCCUCCCUGUAUCCCUCCGCUCCCGUCUCUUUCUGCCCCGUAUCCCUCCGCCCCAUAUCCUUCCUCUCCGAUCUUUCUCUACCCCUCCUCCCCUGUGUCCCUCCACUCCCAUCUCUCUCUGCCCCAUGUCCCUCUGUCCUGUAACCCUCCAUGUCUGUAUUCCCCGUCCCACCUAUAUCCCUGCGCCCUCAGCUCUGCCCCAAUAUGCUCUAUAUGUUUUGAUCCUAGAGUUUCUCCUCCCUCCCCAACAGCUACUCAGUGUUAAUGGUCAUAUUCUCUGUGCCCUUGGGAAGCCAAGCCGGGAGUUUGGGGAUGGUCCCGCUUGGUAUGUCCCAGCACUCUCCCUGCACAGGGCCGUGGAUGCUCUGUUCUGCGCCCUCCUCCCUGGGCCCCUGCUGCCUCUUGGCUGGGUUUCAGAGCUCCUCAUCCUUUGGGAAAAUCUACCCACUCAUGCACUUUCUCCCCUGGGUUCCAACCUCUCUGGCCAGUGAUGGCUAGGAGCCGAGCCUUUCUCUUUAGGUUUCCACUUCUUUCCAUCAGACCAGUGCCAGAAUGGCUCCUUCUAACCUAGACCACUGGCCUCCCUGGGGGUCAGAGUCCGGACCCUUCUGUGCACAGACUGAGGCCCACCUUUCUGCUCCCCAUAGCAGCAACCUGCCUGAGGGCAGUCACCAUUCCCCGGCCCUGGAGAACUGUUUGUCGGGGGCAGCAGACCCUGAUAGGUGCAGAUCCCACGCACGUGCCCCCUGUGUCGGAGUGGCCACGUCUCCCCUUCUGGGCUGGCAGGUGAAGCCGGCAGGCCCAGUCACAGCAAGAAACAGCACCAAGCUGUUUCUAUGCCAGCUGGGGUUAGUGGAUGGGUUAUCAGGCUGCAUGGAGAGGCCCGGGGCGGGGGGGACGUCAAUAUUGAUAGUAGAUAACGUUCCGCCAACAUGGCUGGCCUUGCUCCCAAUCCUCCGGGAGGAAGUCCCUCCUUGGGAACGAGGCGGAAGCCAGCGUCAGCCAGAUUCCUCUGCCAUUUGCCCAGGACCAUGGGAAUCAAGGUGCAACUGGGUCCAUUCAGGCUGAGCCACAGGCAGGGAAGACCUGAAGGUGCAGGGAGUCCAGGGUCACGCUUCGAGCUGGGCCUUGUUCAGAUGCUAGGAGGGGUGGGGCUGGCCCGAAGGCCUGCUCUGGACAUGGCAGGGGGAAAAAAGGGGGCUUUGCUGGCAGGUGUCAAGGGCGAGAGCAGACAAGUGGGAGAGCCACAAUAAGGAAAAAGCUGGGCUUUUCCCUGUCCCUUCCUGUCAGGCCAAAGGGGCUUCCACUCUCUGGAGUGUAGGCUGCCAGGACCCGGUGAUGGGGCUGUGCCCAGGUCUGGAAAGUCUGGGGGUUGGGGGAGAACGUUUCUAUCUCCAACUGCCUAGAUUCCGACUGUCCUUCCAAACCCAUCUCUGUGCGCUCCACCAUGCUGCAAGCACUGAACUCAACACACCAGAGACCCCCAAAGCCAGGACCGCCUGGGGUGCUACUAACCCCCAUAACACCAAAGAACCCUAUGGGGGAGACAGAUGUGACCCCCUCAGCGUGAUGCUCUGCCCCCUUCAGUGGCGGCUGGGCCACAUACAAAGCCUGCUGUCAGCAGGGCUAACAGACGUGAGGGUUUCAGCUCACGCAGUAGCGACAGGUAUUAAGAUCCCCAGAUUCACCUCCUGUUGCUGAUAACCCAGCCAGGGGUAUGGUGUCGCUGUGUUAGAAGGAUCCAGGGUUUUGCUAAGAGGACGGAUCUAUCUCUGUUGUACAUACCUGAGAGGCCAGUUGAACUGUGAUGUGUUUUAUACAAGUGGUAAUAAAUGUUAUUUUUUCAUAUCCUUACUUUUAUUUUGUACAAAAAAAGAGAAAAAUAACCCAAAUUAGCACCAAGCCCUGAAAGAAGACAGAUUUAUCUCUAUUUAUAUCUACUCCAAAAUCUUCUCACUGCAAAUAAAUCUCGUCUACUUCA
Chelonoidis abingdonii (Abingdon island giant tortoise) is the source of this 4157-nucleotide messenger RNA. It is a transcript of the gene GRB7, whose product is annotated as growth factor receptor bound protein 7. The record is from RefSeq and is a predicted model, not a curated record. Gene Ontology annotation, biological process: signal transduction. Lineage: Eukaryota; Metazoa; Chordata; Testudines; Testudinidae.